AUGCUUCUUCCUACACUCCUAUCCCUGGGAUUACUAUCCUUGGCCGAGGCCGCCACGUCCUCGGGCUGCGGCAAAAAUCCCACUCUCGCCAAUGGAGUCCACAAUAUCAAUGGCCGCGAGUACAUCCUAAAGAUCCCUGACGAUUACGACUCAAACAAGCCGCAUCACCUCGUUUUCGGCCUCCAUUGGCGAGGCGGAAACAUGGUUUCUGUCGUCGACGGCCAAAGCGUUCAACCCUGGUACGGUCUCGAAAGCCGAGCGCAGGGCAGCGCGAUCCUGGUAGCUCCCAACGGCAAGAACGCUGGCUGGGCCAACUCCAACGGAGAAGACGUGGCCCUCAUCGACGCUAUUAUCCAGGAAGUCGAGGGUGACCUCUGUGUGGACCCGAGCUCUCGCUUCGCGACGGGCUUCAGUUGGGGCGGUGGAAUGAGCUAUUCGCUUGCUUGUUCGCGGGCGAAGCAGUUCAAGGCUGUUAGUGUGCUGAGUGGUGGUGUGAUUAGUGGAUGUGAUGGGGGCCAUGAUCCUAUCGCUUAUUUGGGUAUUCAUGGGAUCAAUGACCCAAUUCUACCAUUUGACGGGGGUGUGGAUCUGGCGAAUAAGUUUAUUGAGAACGACCAGUGCCAGCAAGCAAACAUCGAUAAGCCGGCGUCUGGGAGUGGCAGUUCCUCUCGAACGGACUUCCACGGGUGCUCCAAGCCAGUUUCCUUCAUUGCUUAUGAUGGGGGACAUGAUCCUGCGCCCCUGGGUGUUGAGAGUUCUCUGGCUCCAGAUGCGACCUGGGAAUUUUUCAUGGGCGCUUGA
Messenger RNA from Penicillium verrucosum, 801 nucleotides. Its product is annotated as CE1 family esterase. The transcript has a single exon. The record is from RefSeq and is a predicted model, not a curated record. Gene Ontology annotation, molecular function: feruloyl esterase activity. NCBI's taxonomy places the organism in Eukaryota, Fungi, Ascomycota, Eurotiomycetes, Eurotiales, Aspergillaceae. The coding region runs from base 1 to 801 and encodes 266 amino acids.